AUGCCGUCAGCAGCUGCCCGGCGACUGUAUGAGGACCAAAUACCCUCAUUCAUGUCCAUUAUAGAUUCAGAGGUGGAACCCAUGGUCGACGAUUCUGGAGUGGUCACAAUGGUAGAUUCAAAGUUCAUGGGCAUGGAGCCCACAUACCCGUCGCAUUUCUCUGGGCCCAACCAGAUGACCCAGCAACUACAACAGCAGCAUUUGCACUCGUUACCAGCAGAUGCGCUGCACCGACACCAUGACAGCACCUCUACACAGAACUCUGCCGAUUCAUCGCCAACGACUACACUCACGACAGAUACAUCUUCAUUGUCAGAUCCUUCACCUUCAUCGUCGCCCGAUUCACCCGUCAACCUGAUUCCGUUGAACAACUUCCCGGGCACUUCUUUUGGCGCAUUGCCGUCAACAAUGGAUACGCUUAGGGUCAAGGACCAGCCACCUACAAUCAACACGCACUUCCAGCGGCCCAUGACUUCCCCUUCGCCGAGAAGACGUAACAUGAAGGGUCUUUCUAUCCAACCGCCAUUUGCGUCAAACGCCUCCAACAGCAGCUUGGUUUCUGAGCCUUCUUCGCCGUCUUUCAUCAAGCCUCAGAUUCCCGCCAUGAAGCGCAAACCGAGUCAACUGAGCCUGAAGACGGACGGUCCUGGACUCAGCCUGCGUGCCAGCAAUGUUGAAGUGCCGCCAUCGCCCGCCAUGGGUCCCAUCUUGCAGAGACGUGCCCUGAAGCACUCGACCUCAUCACCGCACAUGCUUUCUGCGAUGAAGUCGGCCACCUUUGGACCAGCUGGUGGCAUGUCAUUCCCCACCAUUUCAGACAGAGGAGAAUCUGGCCUAUCUGAGAUACUUCGCCCUUCGAGACUGAACAGCACCAGCUCGGGUAACCAGCGAGCCUCAAUCAUCAUGGAGGAAGACUCGCCCAUCCGAACUCAGCAGGCCAGUUGUGCAGCCAUGGAUUUUGAGCCAUUCCGCGACGAGAGCGAGGCCAAUGAGGAUCAAAAGUCUCCUGGCUAUCCUGAUGGCCCAAUUGCCAUCUAUGGAGAGGAAGUCUACUUGUACUUGGAGCCGUCUGCGGACGAGGCGGCCAAAUUUGAUGUUGUCAUCAAUGUUGCUCGUGAGGUGUCCAACCCCUUUGAUAGCAAGUUUGGCAGUCUUAGGGAUUUCCCAAGAGGAAAUGGUGCAGAGUCACCGAUUCCGGAUACUGCUGUCACAUCUGACAGCUUCUCUACUGCUUUUGAGUACCCUACAACUGACCGCCAAGAGACCCCCACGACACCCAAAGCAACGAAUGCUCUCCAAGAACCAGAGUAUAUCCACAUGCCGUGGGACCACAACACCGAUAUUGCUACGGAUCUCAUGACGCUCUGCGAGACAAUCGAGAAGCGAACGAAAGAGCGCAAAAAGGUCUUGGUACACUGCCAGCAGGGUGCCAGUCGAUCUGCUAGUCUGAUCAUUGCUUACGGUAUUUACCAAAACCCAGGCAUGAGCGUCAACGACGCCUACUACGCCGCCCAGGCCAAGAGUAAAUGGAUCAGCCCCAACAUGAAGCUCAUGUACUGCCUGCAAGAUUUCCAGAAGGAAAUGGCCAAGCGGAAGGCGCCUCGGUCUGCUGUGGGAACCCGUACUGGACGCAGCCCGACCAAGCAUCGGCUUACUCUAUCUGCAGACGGCAUUGAUGUGAAGCCCAAGGAACCUCUGUCAGCUCCCCUACCGGAUGAGAGCCCGAAGCAGGCAGAGAUCAGAACCCCUGAACGAAGCCCUCAGCACCUGCGUGGCAAGUCAACACCCAAUUUGGAGUCGAUCUCUCCUGGACCCUCCUCCGCACCGUCAAGCUUCUCGUGGCCACAGAGAGAGGUCGAGAUGGGCUCGGAAUCUUUCGGUCGCUUCAAGUCUGAUAAAUUGCUUGACCCGCCCAUGCUUAUUGAACCAGAGUCUUCGAAUGCUUUCCCACCUCCAGGCUCCUCGUUCUUUAAGCCGCCACCUUCGCCUGGUUUCAAGCCACCCAAGACUUCACUUGGCUUCACCCACCAGGAGCCAAAAGUGAGCUGGAAGAACGCACCGUCUCUUGGGCCGUCUCUGAGUUUCCAGCCUCCUCCCUCGCCCGGAUUCUUCCCAACCCGCGAAGCAUAUCGGCCUCCCCCGUCUCCCGGAUUCGGGCCUAGGCUGGAGCAGGGUGCCUCGUUCAUGGGGUUCUCAAGCUUGAAUCUAGGCAGCAGGGAUCCAACUUUUGGGUCGUUCCCGUCUUUCCAAGACCACGUUCAGGAGUCUGUCAACCACACUGUUCACGUUACUCGGGAACUUCCGGAAGAUGACGCUUUGAUGUCACCCAGAGCCGAGACAAUGACAAGUAACCCAAUUCACGACUCCUUUGGCGAGAUGGCAGGCAUGAAGUUUGUUGAGCACCCGCCGACCCCGAAUGAAGAACUCUUUUCGCCUAGGCAGUCGGUAUUUCCUAGGGAUCCAUUGCAGCCAUUUGGCCGGCCAACUCAGGUCGCCGAUCCGAGAAGUCCGCCGACAAAAGGCGAGACACCCAUUGUUAGAUCCAUCGAUGAGCUGCUAUAA
Messenger RNA from Pestalotiopsis fici W106-1, 2562 nucleotides. RefSeq lists its product as uncharacterized. NCBI's taxonomy places the organism in Eukaryota, Fungi, Ascomycota, Sordariomycetes, Amphisphaeriales, Sporocadaceae. Gene Ontology annotation, biological process: negative regulation of MAPK cascade; protein dephosphorylation. The record is from RefSeq and is a predicted model, not a curated record. Gene Ontology annotation, molecular function: protein tyrosine/threonine phosphatase activity; MAP kinase tyrosine/serine/threonine phosphatase activity. Gene Ontology annotation, cellular component: cytosol; cytoplasm; nucleus. The coding region runs from base 1 to 2562 and encodes 853 amino acids. The transcript has a single exon.